AUGGGCCCUCUCAGUCUUACUCUUCCCGUCUCGGCCUUUCUCUACCUGUUACCAUCAGCGCCGAACAUAGCUUCGAAUCUUGGAAAAAUAGCGACAACCGAACAAUCGAACGGUGUCAUCGGUAAUAUUGAUUUGCCAAAAGAGGCUUACAAAAUUAAUGGGAAAGUCGAACCUGAAAAGAGCUUCUCAAACGGUGGCUCCAUUGUGUAUCCGUUGGAAAUAAUCAAACCCAUGAUAAGUUCCGACGCGACGAAACUCAACGUGGCCUUUCAAGCUAAAGUGAACUCGAAAAAAUAUCCCCAGCCCGCGAAUCAAGACGAAUCGAGCGAGAAAUUGUCGGACGAGCUUAAGGAACUUUCGAUGGAGAAGCAUCUGCUUAAAAGCUUAAAGGGAGUUCCCAAACACAAAGAUACGAACGUGAAUGAUCAUCUGUCUAUAUCGGAUAUUAUAAAUGCAUUAAAGGAACAGUUUCCCGACGUGAAUACACCGCUCGAAUCAAGGAACGCGGAUAAAAAACAUAACUCCGAUAAACCCAUCGAAAAAAGAAAGAAAAAUGAUGUCAAACUCGAUAGGAGAUCGAUCGAUGGAUCGAGUUUGACGCAGAAGCCACCCGGUAAGGAUUGCGUGAAGCUUCCGGACGAAUUUAAUCUUGAGCAUAACAUGGGGAAUAUGUAUCCGAACGAGGGCACGAUUCAAAACGGGCAAAAUAUCGAAACGAAUCAGAUUAACAAUGAAGAAUAUAAAAAUUUGGAAACUAAUGGGUAUAAACAGCAAACCGAAGCAGCAUCAGAAGCUAUGGUCGCUUCGGAAGCUUCAGACGGUUCAGUUAAUUACGAAGACUUCUAUUCAAAAUCAGCUGAUAAUCUUGGACUCGGUCUGACUCUAAUUGGUAAGAAGCAUAUUAUCGAUAAUAAAAGGGGUAAUCGUUUGAACGGUAAAUUCACGCGUCAACAUUAAA
Messenger RNA from Nylanderia fulva, 958 nucleotides. RefSeq lists its product as uncharacterized. Lineage: Eukaryota; Metazoa; Arthropoda; Insecta; Hymenoptera; Formicidae. The record is from RefSeq and is a predicted model, not a curated record.